CAAUAGCCUUAUGACACAUCACAAAUCACGAAAUUUCAAAUUUCGGUGCUCUCGUGCAUCACACAUUAUGAAAAUCGUUUUGAAGACCCAAAGAGUAUCCGACAGAAUCGGAGAUUAACAAGGGUGGACCACUAGCAAAGCAGCUAGAGUAAAACAGUAUUCAGAAUUCAGGAUGUCCCUCUCUACGGCAACAGCACAUUCGUCUCUCUACGCAACAAAUUUCGAAGUCUACGUGGUAAGACGAAACGAUGUUCUUUCGGGUGUCAUGCAACGAGGGAAGAGAGUUUGCUUAUGCUUAAUAAAGAGCCACUUCUCUCUCUGUCCAGCAACCGAUUCCUUUCGUGAAUGAAUAUCAGCCACAGUUAACGAUCAUAUCGAGAUGGUACACUGGAAUCGAUGGAAAAUGUUUGUUGUUGAAUUCUCCAUGUAUAGUGAGAGGAAAACUAACAUUUUCUGGCUCUUGUCUAUUUGUAAUCUGCUAGAACAAAGCGGACUUUAAAUUCAACGCGGCUCAUUUUGUAGCCUUCCAAGGAUUUCGAGAACGACUACACGGUCAUAACUACACUGUGGGUGUGAGGUUAUUGGGAUCACGUAAAAUUUGUCACGAUGGUUAUGUUUUGGACUUUGGGGACGUGAAAAAGGUCGUAAAAGCUGUUUGCAAGAAACUCAACGAACGUUUUCUGUGUCCGACGAAAUCAGAUGUCAUUGAUACGCAGAUAGUAGAUACAGAGAACGACGGUAGAAAAUCUGUUGUUCUUACAUGCGAAGAUGGAUCAAGAUUUGUUAUUCCACUUGAUGACUGUGCAAUGAUACCGAUUGUGCACGCCACUGUUGAGGAAUUAGCCAUAUACACAUGGGGAGAGAUCCUAGAUGGACUUGAUCCAGAACUAUUACGGCGGCGAGGAAUUCAUACAAUGGAAGUUGUUAUGGCAGAAGCCCCUGGACAGGAAGCUGUGUUUCGACUUGAGAUACCGGAAACAAAGAAUGGAGAGAAAUUCAGAUUAGAUGUCCCGAGCUUCAUAAACAGUGGCGAGAUUGAACUCAAACCCAAGCCUUGUUUCGGGCAAGAAGGAAUAUCAGAGACAAGAAAUAAAGCAAAAUUAUCUGACACAGGUCCCGGUAGCAGGAGUGUUACACCUAAAAAUACUGCAGCCGAUGGCCACGCUAACUGUGAAGACUGUGGACUGGCUUCAUUUUCAAAACAACUUGAAGCACUUGCCUCGGCUCUUAACAAUAGAGGGCCCCUGGACGAUGAGCUCACUGCAGAUGAUUUACGAUCUUUGCUAGAGAAAGAAUGAAGUUCUUUGUAAUUUUUCGAA
This is a messenger RNA of Pseudo-nitzschia multistriata, 1319 nucleotides long. Lineage: Eukaryota; Bacillariophyta; Bacillariophyceae; Bacillariales; Bacillariaceae. The record is from the annotation of a GenBank genome assembly.